Molecule: messenger RNA, 3063 nt
Organism: Vidua macroura (Pin-tailed whydah)
Lineage: Eukaryota; Metazoa; Chordata; Aves; Passeriformes; Viduidae
Product: basic proline-rich protein-like
Source: RefSeq, a predicted model, not a curated record
GUGGGCAGCGGGUUUGGGAGACCCUCUGAGCCGCGCCCCCGCGGCUGCCGGGGCGAGCUGGGGCCCAAAGCCGGCUGCGGGGCCAGGAGGUGACGGACGGACAAACGGACGCGCCGGGAGGUGACAGCGGCGCCCGCCCGUCCCCGCCGCUCCCCCGGCAUGGCAGCAAAGCGGAUCCCGCAGUCCCGGGGGCCAAGGCGGCCCUCGGGCAGGAUGUUCCCCGCGCCGGGCUGCAGGAGGGGCUUCCCCAGGGAGCCUGCCCCGUGGUGGGAUGGGCCCUGGCCGUGUCCCCCUGCCGGCCCCGAGGACGCCUGGGAUGGGCCACCAUGGGACGGGCCACCCCGGAAUGGGCCACCAUGGGAUGGGCCACCAUGGGACGGACCACCAUGGGACAGGCCACCCCGGAAUGGGCCACCCCGGGACGGACCACCAUGGGACAGGCCACCCCGGAAUGGGCCACCCCGGGACGGGCCACCAUGGGACAGGCCACCCCAGGACGGGCCACCCCGGAAUGGGCCACCAUGGGACGGGCCACCCCGGGACGGGCCACCCUGGAAUGGGCCACCAUGGGACAGGCCACCCCGGAAUGGGCCACCCCGGGACGGACCACCAUGGGACAGGCCACCCCGGGAUGGGCCACCCCAGGACGGGCCACCCCGGGACGGGCCACCCCAGAAUGAGCCACCCCAGGAUGGGCCACCAUGGGACAGGCCACCCCAGGACAGGCCACCCCAGAAUGGGCCACCCUGCGAUGGGCCACCCCGGAAUGGGCCACCCCAGAAUGGGCCACCAUGGGACAGGCCACCCCAGGAUGGGCCACCUCGGGACGGGCCACCCCGGAAUGGGCCACCCCGGGACGGGCCACCCUGCGAUGGGCCACCCCAGGACAGGCCACCCCGGGAUGGACCACCCCGCAAUGGGCCACCCUGCAAUGGGCCACCAUGGGACCAGCCACCCCAGGACGGGCCACCCCGGCAUGGGCCACCCUGCGAUGGGCCACCCCGGCAUGGACCACCCCGGGAUGGGCCACCCUGGGACCAGCCACCCUGCGAUGGGCCACCCUGGGAACACCAGCACAGGAGUCGUCAGCACAGGAGGCACCCGCCCAGUCCCAGAGCCCCCAGACCCUUCCCUGGCCCCGGUGACGUCCCGUGGCAGGAGGAGGAGGAGGACAGGAGGUGGGCACGCCACGACUGUCCCCUGCCACCCCCUUGGGAUGGCAGAGAAGCCAUGCCAGGCCCUGAGGACAGCUUUGGAGAAAUCUGGUACCAGGAUGGGCUGCCUGACCGCUGGCCCGAAUUCCCCGAGGAGGAGCAGCCCCCGCCCGGGCCCCCCGCCGGCCCUCCAGGGAAUCCAGGGACUUUCCGGGAGCACCGCCCGCCCUGGAGCCAUCGCCGUGCCGGGAGACGCCCGAGCCACCUCCGGCACCUGAUGCUGGUGCCCCGGGCGUGGUGUCCCCGACCCCCGCGAGGGCACAAGCCUCGCUCCAAGCCCUCCUCCCCUGCCCACUUCAAGAGGAGCCAGCCGGCGGCCAGGAAGGAGCUGCAGCCCCCGGAGCCUCCCCAGCCCCCUGCUCCUCUCCAAGGUGCCGCGGGGAGGCCGGAACAGCCGCAGGAUGUGCCAGCGGCGACUGGGAACGGCCUGGAGCCCCCCAGUCCUGCCAGGAGCCCUCAGGAGAGCCCGGCUGCCGAUCCCGGUGCUGCGGAGCCGCCGGUAGGAGUCCCUCGUCCCAGGGGUGCUCCCAGCUCUGGAGCUGCCUGGCUCAGGGGUCUCCUGGGCUGCUGUGACAUCUCCCUCCUCCCUCAUCCAGCCUUUCCCCUCUCCGCCUCGCUGUCUCUUUGCCAGGCAUGGAAUUUUUCCGGGCUCUUCUCCGGUUUCCUGUGGGUUUUUGCGCCCUGUCCAUCCCAUCCCGGGACAGACACGUGUCCUCACGCCAUUGCCUGUCCCCAGGUGGAGCUGGAAGCUGGGCAGAUCCCUGUGGGCAGCCAGGAUCAGGAUCCCCGUGCUUCAGCAACAGAUCCAGCCCCUCCAGAGGAGACCUCCAGCUGUCCUGAGAUCCAGGAGCGCCUUGAGGUAGAGCCGUGCAGCCCUGGUGUCCCCAAGGCCGGCGGCGGUCACGGGUCACCUCCCCAGAGCCCAGCAGCCCCUCCAGACCCUGCCAAGAGGGAGCUCCUGGAACCCAGCUGCUCUGGAGAGGCAGGGGCUGAGCUCAGCCCACGUUCCUGGGAGCAGCCGCCGCGUGGAGCUGGGGAAGCCGAGGCAGAAGCUGCCCAGGAUGGGCCUCUGCAGAGCCUUCAGCCACCCGAAGAGCCUCAGCUUCCUCCAGGAUCUGCAGCAGAAGCCGAGGCUCAGCCCUGCCAGGCUUCUCCUGGUGCCCGCACCACACCAGAGCCCUGCCCGGGGCCCCAGCACCCGCCUGGGGCCGGUGAGACAAAUCCGGCUGUGUCUGGCCAGCACCAGCUCUGCUCCGUGCUCCCGACGCCGUUCCCGGCCGGCAUCGAUUCCCGCUCCGCCGCCGUCCUCAGAAGGAAGGCAAAGAUCGAGCUGUCGUACCAGCAGUUCAGCCUGAGCAUCGCCGUGGUGGCCACGAUGCUGCUGCAGAAGGAGCCCUCGAUGGAGGAGGCGCUGGGGCUGGCGCUCAGGGCCAACCUCCGCCAGUGCCGCAUGCACCACCUGCAGCAGCUGGAGGAUUUCAUCGACAGCCUCGACUCGGACACCGCCGGCCUCUGACGGCAGCCACCCCGUCCUGCCAGCUGGCUGGGGGUGAUGGGGGCUGUGACAGGGCUGUGACAGCGCUCUGGGGUGCUCAGGAGGGUGCUGAGCCUGCGGGACAGGGUGGGAGAUGUUGGCAGCCCCACUCUGUCUCUUGGAGAAGGAGGGGUGAGCAGGAUAUGUUUGGGUUUAGCCCUGCCCAAACCCCUGAGGACAGCAAAAGUGUUACUGGUUUUACUGGAGGGAGGGCAGCAGUCCCUCUCCUCCAUUCCUGAUUGCCAGGAAUGUGUCCCCAAACCCCAGCGAGUGUUUUUGGGUUUAAAUCUACAAAUAAACCGCGUCCUCUUUGCA